ACGCCUGGCGUCCCUGCCGUCGACGUCUGUUCACGUGUCGACCGGCGUCGUUAAAAGCGCCGCGUGUCAGCCAAUUUUAUUCUGCGCUUCGUCACGCGUCUCCUCUCGCGGUGUUCCUCUCCUUCGUUACCGAUAACCGUUCAGCUGAUCCGCAGGACGAGAACGUUCCUGGCGGAAGUCGACGCUGAGGGCAGCAUGGAGAUCCUCACGUGAGAGGCGUGUUCCGUUCUGAGGACGUUCGACUCGCUACAAGAGUUUUGUUGAAGCCUACGAGGGGUCGAGGCAUCGAUUUUAGGGAAGGGAACUCCAAGGGGAUGAACGCGUAGCCGACGAGAGGAAAACAGAGCACAGCCUGCCCCGAAAAAGAAAGGAGACGAAAAAGACGAGGAGGAGGAAGAAGAAGAAGAAGAAGAAGAAAGAAGAGGAAGCGAGGAGGAAAAAAAAAGCUUCGCGAACGAAUUAAUAAUGCCGAACGAGAGGAGCACAGAGGAUCGAGUGAACUUUACUUACAGGGGCUCGCGCAAUUACCCUAAAAAAGGAGAAAAGUGAAGGCUGAACGAUGGGGGUAUACGUAACAGGUGUGAUUGGUGUGGUCGUGUUCUAUUUAACGGUGCUGGGUAUCGGGAUUUGGGCAGGCAUCGCCAAGAAGAAGCAUCCACGACAAGGCCAAGAUGCGAUGAUGUUGGCGAAUCGUGGCCUCGGCCCUAUUCUCGGUCUCUUCACGCUGAUCGCCACCUGGGUAGGAGGCGCCUACGUGAACGGGACCGCUGAAGUGAUGUUUACCAGAGGAUUGGCCUGGUGUCAAGUGCCAUUCGGUUACAGCAUCAGUCUACUGUUCGGUGCGGUACUGUUCGUACGACCGAUGAGAAAGGCUGAGUACGUAACAAUGUUGGAUCCUUUUCAAGAAAGAUAUGGAGCAGGGGUUGGAGGACUACUGUUUCUACCCGCGCUUUGUGGCGACUUGUUUUGGUGUGCGGCUGUCCUUAGAGCUCUGGGCAGCUCUUUAACAGUGGUGAUUGGACUGGAUUCAAGUAUCAGCGUUUGUGGCUCUGCUCUUUUCGUGGCUAUGUACACCGUGUUCGGCGGAUUGUAUGCGGUCGCGUACACCGAUGCUAUACAAUUAGCAUGCAUUAUAAUCGGCUUGGGGGUUGCUGCACCCUUCACUGUUUUCCAUCCAGCCGUGUCCUUCGAGAAGAAUAUGGCUCCUCGUGAAUGGCUCGGGGAAAUAAAGAACGAAGAUUUGGGGGAAUGGGUGGAUGGGAUGUUGCUGUUGGUGUUUGGCGGUAUACCUUGGCAGGGGUAUUUCCAAAGGAUCCUGAGUAUGCGAAGUACAUCGGUCGCGACGGUUCUCUCGAUAGCAUCGACUUUCGGUUGUAUGAUGAUGGCAUUUCCAUCGGCAUUGAUUGGCGUGGUAGCUCGUGCUACGGACUGGUCGUCUGUCGAAGGAUUUAACAAGAGUAUGCUAGCGAACGACGGAAACGCAGCUUUGCCAGUCGUGCUUCGUUAUUUGACACCUCAAUGGGUCUCCUUUGUUGGGUUAGGAGCCAUCUCUGCAGCGGUGAUGUCGUCAGCAGAUUCAAGCAUAUUGGCCAGCAGUUCAAUGUUCUCUAGGAACGUUUACAGACUCACACUGAGACCCAAGGCAUCCGAAAGAGAACUGAACUGGAUACUCAGGAUCUCGGUAUUGGUAAUCACGGUUCUGUCAACAUCAAUUGCCCUCACAGUGGACAGCGUUUAUUAUCUCUCGUACCUCUGCUCCGAUCUUGUUUACGUGGUGCUGUUCCCUCAACUGUUAACCGUAGUCCAUUGGCCCUCUUUAGUCGACACUUACGGAUGUCUAGCUGGCUAUUUCAUCGCUGUUGUUCUGCGUCUUUGCGGAGGGGAAAAGGAUUUGGGAGUACCAGCACUAAUCGAAUAUCCCUUCUACGACCCGGAAACGCAGUCACAAAAAUUUCCGUUUCGAACUGGAGCCAUGCUGAUUGCCCUAUUUACCCAGCUCAUCACGAGUUUCUUCACCAGAAAUCUCCUUGGAAAGGGUUAUUUUCCUAGAUGCUGCGAUGUACUCAGCGUUUAUUCGCCUGGAAAAUCGAAGGAUCAAUCAGGAGUCGUGCAAAGUAGCUCCGGUGCUGCACUGAUGGACACUUCCUCUGUUAAUAAAUCUACAUCGGGAAUAGAUUCGUGCGACGGCAUCGGUCCCGGCAACUACGAAGACGACCGAACAACCACCAACUCAGUGGACGAAAUGGCGGACCGCGGUGACACCGGCACGAUAGUCGGUGACCCGUACGAGAAGGACGCCUCGAAGAUCAACAACAUCGGUAUCGCUGCACAGAAGGCAAACCAAAGCCUGCAACAUCUGCAAACUCUACAAAGGAACAGCAUGCACACGAGUUCCAUGAGCGGCAGGCAUACUCCUACGCCCAACCAGUACGCCCCCAUACAAAACAACGAAAUGUCCCGGGGUCAAAUCUUGGGCGUACGAAACCUACGUGGCUCCAUGGGUCAAAUGUUGCUGCCGACCGAUCGGCCUGUCAUUCCUUCGAGCAAUAAUACCGUCAUGGCGACCGUCCCGACGAAUUCAACAGUGACGACUCCCAUGACCCCCGGUCCCCAUUACGCGAAGACGAACGACACGAGCAUGGGGAGCGACAAGACGAGGGAGAACGAGAGGAUCAGCGUCGUCGACAGAAGUAACACGGAGUUCCAAACCGUUCCGGACAACAUGUUGACCACCAUCAACGUGAAGAAGAACGUUAAAGGUGUGAAGUUGGUUGGUAUGGAAGGUGGGACGUUGAGGAGACCCUCGUUGCAGGGCACGUUCUCGCCGACACCGUCGGUAGAGCUUGUCCACAUUUUAGAUAGGAGACAGAGCAGCGGUUCGUAUGGGCCUGGUUCUCUGUCGCCGGUUCCCAUGGGUGUGGAAGCUUGCAAAACCCAUGGGACUGCUUUGGAGGGACAGAGCGGAAACGAACACUGUAGGAUCAAGAGGGGUAUUGUCAGGCAUCACAGCUUCAACGACACAGGUGAUCGGACGUUGACCACCUUGGCCAGGCAACCGACUUACCCCUCGAUGCCGCUACGCCCUGAAGACUGUCGAAUGACCCUGGUGAAGAAGGACAGAAGAACGUCCACGAUCUCCAGACACGGUUCCGUGACAACCGAGAAAGAGCUCAGCGGCUGUUCCACAGGAUUAGUUAUCUGCAGUCCUACCUACAGCAUGUACAGUUCGGCCGUGAAGAAUUCCAACUACUUCGUGACCGACGACGAAGCUGUCAGCAGAUUUUGAAAAGGACCACCAACUAAUAAGAGGACAAUCGAACCCCGUCUGAUCAAUUACGAGCUCGACCACCUUUCUGUUUCAUUCCUCUCAACCGUCGUACAAUUUUCUACCACUGCCCGUUUUACCACUUUUUAGACUUUUUUAUCGGAGAAGCGACACCUUCUAACGCGUGAUCAAUUUUUUAGUCCUGUUAACGUGUCCAGGAAAUGACUUUUUGAGGCUACUCCUUUUUGGUACUUAAAGUCGAGGACGGAGAUAUGUCUUAUGGAUUUUAGAGUGAAAUUAUUUCUACUUCUAGUGAAAAUAUAACUGCGAUAUUUUUACUUCUUACUUCUUACUAAAUAUAUAAUUGCAAGUCUUUUAGAAGAAAGUUUAACUUGCAACUUUUGAUACCAAUUUUCUGAAACUUUGAGAAAUUUACGAAGACUUGCAACAUUCUGUAACUGCAAAAGACUUGCACAUGAACCUGUUGCAAAAGGACUUGUAUUUAGACUUGCUACGACUUCAAGAAAUUUUUCUAGAACAUUUAAAAGAGCUACAAAGACUCGUACUUGCAUCAAAAACUUACUAGCACAACCUGUGCGCACAAAAAAGUCGUAACUUCUAAGACUUACAAAGACGUAGUCAAAAAUAACUUAAAAAAGUUUCAUAAGAUGUAUCGUUCUAAUUCCUCGACGCUAAAUGGUACAAGAUCAGUUCUUAAAUUAUAAAUGGUUCAACCAUGAUUCUUUUCACUCACGGAGAACCUAUUUUAAACCGAAUUGAUGAAAUUUCGUCCGACGUUUAGAAGAUUUUUAACCCUGAAAAUGAUAAACCACUCGAAUCUACGAUUAAGAUUACGAUAAGAUUUUAGUUAGCGUAAAGACAAGAAACUCGUGGAUGUUAGUGGGUCGUAAAGCAAGUACACUUUAAAGAAUGCAAUCCCCUUGUAAGAUAAUCUAGUUAAUUACCAGCAUUUCCUACAACCUUGCAUAAUUUGUAAACUUCACGAAUUUUCGUUCAUUCCUGUGCCAAUGAACGCGUUUCAAAAGAUGACUUUCGAGGCGUUAAUUGAUUAAGUCUUAUUUCUAUGAAGGUAUUUAAUUAUCCUAAAGCAGAGUAAUUAUUAUACAAGUAUACAUUUUAGAAUUUUUUUCAAUUAUUUGUUGUUACAAUCUUUUCAUUUUAAAUGUAUACAGUGGACCAGAUUUGAAAUCUUUUAUUCGCAUUUGGUCCACUCCGCACCUUCAUUCUCGAGCUUCAUCUUUUUCGAAAAAUGCCCUUGCUAAAAUGUAUAUGAAACCCGCAACUGUGAAGAUACGGUACCGAGACAGCAAAUCAGAAAAGUAAAAGAUUAGACCUAAGCACCAAAUCGCAAUAAUAGUCUUAACCGAGGUUCUCGUAUUUCUACAAACAAGUUAGAACUGAACCCACUUAGCAAUACAUUGGACUCUCGCUAUAUUGCCACGUAAGUAGCAAUGGUUAGAAAUGGCAAUAUAGGAAGAUUCUUCCACAGAUCCAUGGCGAUAUAACAUGUAGCAAUAUAACGGUAGGCAAUACGCUUGGCUAUACAGUGGUGAUAUAACGAUCAGUUCAACAGAAGAUUAGGGCAAUAUAGAGAGAGUCCAUUAAACUUGAAUAAUUUUUAACCGAAUGACCAAUAUACCAACAAAGAAAGUUAAACAACAGUUUUUAAAAAGUUAUAAACAUUUGCUCAGAAUUAGAUAAAUAAUGUUUGGACGAUUUAAUUCGAUGUUUUUGGAAAGGGUAAAGUUCUGAUUGAAUUCUAGUCUAAAGUAGAAGAUAAAUGCCCCCAUUUCAGACUGAUUCAACGAGGACCCAAAUUAUUAAGCCCGUUUAUAAGGUGAUUGAUUUUUGUACAAAUUACGAGCGGACGUCAUCUUUUGCGUGACUCUGUGUAGAUAGAGCGAUCGAUCGAAAAAUGAAAGAUCGAGGACCUUUGGCCAGUUCGUCGUGUACGCGUCAAUAACCUUCGAGGGACACGAUAUACAUGCAUACAUUAGAUGAUAAUUAUCUACGAGGUAGAUUAGGUGAUUUAGAUGGUAAAUUGCUAAGAAUGGUGCAACCACUUCUUUGAUGUCCAGUUGAAAGGAACGAGGGGGAGACGAUGAGUGAUGAGACACGAAUAGCUGUGAGAAUUAAAAGCAGCAGCAUGAGCUUCGCUACUCGAAACCGUUUCAUUUUUACCAUCUAAUCAGAGUCUUGAAAUAAUCAACAUUGAUGCCAUUUGUCAAGUAUAUACUGCAAAAGCUAAUUUGUAAAGAAUGAUACACUUUAGAUAAGAGAUACAAAUUGCAUAAAUAGUAUAUAUUUGUCUAUUUCUUAUUGUCACUGUUUUGUUAUCAAAAUAUUUUGUUAAUUCUUUUGCAUGCAAUGUACAAGCAAAUCUUUUGAAAGUUUUUACUUUCACAUUAUGACAAAUGGGUA
Molecule: messenger RNA, 5707 nt
Organism: Megachile rotundata (alfalfa leafcutting bee)
Lineage: Eukaryota; Metazoa; Arthropoda; Insecta; Hymenoptera; Megachilidae
Product: high-affinity choline transporter 1
Biological process (GO): acetylcholine biosynthetic process; choline transport; transmembrane transport
Cellular component (GO): plasma membrane
Molecular function (GO): choline:sodium symporter activity
Source: RefSeq, a predicted model, not a curated record